AUGUUUCAUAAAAGCGAAAAUAAAUUAAAAUUGUUAGCACGUUCCGAAGGCAAAAUUAAGUCUUAUGAUUCGUGUUUCGAUAUUAGAGCAUGGAGUCAUGACACAGAAAAUCGAGUUAGGUACCUUAGGGAUUGGAUAAAGUGUGAUAUGCCAAUUUGUGUUUUACCUGUUUCUAUAGUCGCCAGCUCUCUAAGAAUGAUGUCUUGGAGGCAUCGAGGAAAAGUUACACCAAGAUGUCAUCCAGAUUGUAAGGCUAAAGUGGUCCUUGAUAGUAUCUGCGACUCUUGUCAUGCAAUCACGGAAUGUUUUAAGGACGCAGACAAUUUUCAAAAAUAUUUCGCAGAGGAGGAAUUUGAAACGACUCAUUGGCCUUGCGAAAGAUGUUUGGAAGCUCUGAAAAGUAUAAAAGUGUUUUGGAAGAUAAUAUUAGAUAAAAUAUUCAAAGUAAAAUUUCCAAAGAGUGACUGCACAAGUCGUUACAGCAUUCGCAGCGUUAAAAGUAUUGUUAGAAUUUGGAAAGAUGAAAUUGUAGAGCAAGCUGUUGUCGUCAAAAAUAUAACGCCUUUUGUAAAUGAACAUAUCAGUUCUGAUACAUUAACGGUACACUCGAAACAAAGCAUCAAUGAAAAUUUGUCAAAAAAGGCCAUUAAAAAAGAUAUCUCUACAGAUACCGAUUUUAUCGUCUGCAACAACUAUGUCAGAAGUUCAUCAUUACUAUGCAGAAAGUUAAGCAGAUGCAUUUCAGUCAAAACUAAAACUGUUGACGUUGGUUGCAGUACUUGUAUCGUAGAUGCAGAAGAAAAUAGUACAGUUAAAUAUAAUUUGGAUUGUUUACAACAACGGUUUAAUCUACAAAGCAAUGAACUGAAACAACUCAAGAGAGAGAACAUUUCACUAAAACUUGAAUUGCGUAAUAUGCGUCAAAAUCUUAUACCUACAUACACAGCCGUGUAUUCUGAUAGUAGCGUCUUUGCACCACCGAGGCCUUUUGAGUCUUAUUUUGAAGAAAUGGAAACCGACACAGUCAAUGAUAUCGAAUCGGAAAUGAUUAUAACCAUGAAAAAUUGUCAAAAUAAGAAUUUCAAACAUGUAUCAAUGUUGCAAGUUCUUCACAAAACCAAUGAAUCAAUGACAAAAGAUACGUUCAUAGGCAGCCAACGUAAGAAGCAAGAAGAUCCCAUAGAAGUUUUAACAAAAGUUCACAAAACUUUUGGAGCUAUUGUAAAAAGAGAGCUUAGAAUUGCGAAUAAAAAAAAGGCAAAUGACAAAGAUAUAAAUAUCGCUGCUUAUUAUAAAGGACAUGCGGAUAUAGAUCACAAACUUUGUGCGAAGUCUUCAAAUUCCACUAUUUCUGACUCAAUAUUUGUGUCAGCGACUCAAGUUUUGUAAUGUUUAAAAAAUCAAAUAUUGUUUCUGUCAAGCAUAAUAAAGCUAGUCAUAGUUA
Melitaea cinxia (Glanville fritillary) is the source of this 1444-nucleotide messenger RNA. RefSeq lists its product as uncharacterized. The coding region runs from base 1 to 1389 and encodes 462 amino acids. The record is from RefSeq and is a predicted model, not a curated record. Lineage: Eukaryota; Metazoa; Arthropoda; Insecta; Lepidoptera; Nymphalidae. The transcript is spliced from 6 exons.